Molecule: messenger RNA, 522 nt
Organism: Candida tropicalis MYA-3404
Lineage: Eukaryota; Fungi; Ascomycota; Pichiomycetes; Serinales; Debaryomycetaceae
Product: mitochondrial 54S ribosomal protein mL58
Exons: 1
Coding region: 1-522 (173 amino acids)
Cellular component (GO): mitochondrial large ribosomal subunit
Molecular function (GO): structural constituent of ribosome
Source: RefSeq, a predicted model, not a curated record
AUGUUUAGAACAACAAUACGUAGGGUUUCUACCAAAUCUAUUCCAUAUGAACCAAUACCUAAAAAUAAAUAUAAUCAAAAUAGAUCCGUAUUCAAUUUCAAACCAGUUCCAACAGAAGGAUUAGUUUAUAAUCCACCAGCAGCUAUAGUCAAACCAUAUAUGCAAACACCAUAUGUUUUCUUACCACCAAAUGAUCCAAGACGUGAAUUUGCCAAACAAAAUUGCAUAGAUCCUUCUAUUGUUAAAGAAAUGCCAGUUAUAAGAGAAUUCAAAGCUGCUCAUCAAAGAGAAUAUAAUGUUACUGCUGAAACUAUUACUAAAAUCAAACAAUUGAUAAAAGAAGAUCCUGAACGUUGGACACUGAAAGCUAUUAGUAAAGAAUUUAAUAUUGAAUUGGUCAAAUUGCAUUAUUUCUUGAGAGGUGAAUUGGAAAAGAAAUUAAAACCACAACCUAAAGUCAUAUCUAAGAGACUUUUGGAUAGACAAAAGAGAAGAGAAUUAUGGUUAAGAAAUGAAUACUAG